Tuber aestivum (summer truffle) is the source of this 1430-nucleotide messenger RNA. NCBI's taxonomy places the organism in Eukaryota, Fungi, Ascomycota, Pezizomycetes, Pezizales, Tuberaceae. The record is from the annotation of a GenBank genome assembly.
GUCUAAAUUGGAGAUCAAUUUCUACUAGAUCUCCUUCAGUAAGUAAACAAUAUAUAUACCACUAUAAAGAUUAUUCUGGAAGUUAAUAAUAACUAUUAUUUUAGAUGUCUGAGGAGGUAUCUGUUGUCCAGGAGGCAGAAGAGAGUAGUUCAGAGAGAAAAGGUCAUGGCAAUUCAAUUGAUGAAUUAAGAAAGUCUCAUUGGCCUACAGUAUUAGGUAUAGAACAAAGGUUAGGAGGGUUAGAUAUUGGACUGGAUGAUGAUUUCUUAUCACAGUCUUUUAAAAAGCAAGGUAGGUAUUUUUUAUAUAAAUGUUCUGUAAAUAAAUUAACAUACUAAAUUUAAUUAUUGCAGGAAUUAUAGAAUUACAAUCAGGUAGAUCCUAUGAACCUAUUAAUUCUCUUUCAAAGUAACAGGAUAAAUAAAAUAUUCCAAGAACUAGCUAAUAUAUUACAUAUACAGAUAAAGAAAUUGAAGAAAAUAAGACAGGGACUAUAGAGGAGGAAGAAGUAAAUACUAAAAAGAAAAAGGGAAAAGAAGCAGAAGGUAGGAUAGUAUUAUAUAUAAUAUAACAUAUCAGAUGCUAACUGAAUUCUAAUAGGGUCUCAAAAGUUAUUUACAAUACCUGGUAUGCUAUUAAGAACAAACUAUAAGUACAUACUAAUUGUACUGCUAGGUAUGGCAAACUUACAUGAGAGUUUUGAAAAAGGAAAAAUAUAUUUCCAGAGGGAAGAAGGUUUAGGUAUGUAGCAUAGAACAGAAUACCUGAACUAAAAUAAAACUAACAGGUUAUACUAGGAAUAAGAGAGCCAGGAGAGGAAUACAGAGAUUGGAUGCAGAAAAUUGACUCAGGUAAGUUAUAAACAGGAGGAUUAUUUACCCUGAGUAUGCAAACACUAUUUUCACAGAAAAAGCUAACUGUAAUAUUUUAAAUUUGAAUAUAGGAUCAGAAUUUUCUUACAAAGAGGAGGAGGUACCAGACCAAUUGGAUAACAGUUGGAGGAAGGAAAUAGAUUCUGGUAAGUCAUAAAAAAUCACUUUCCAAACUUUGCUUAAUAUAAAAUCUAUUAAGAAAGAAAUUCUAAUUCUGAUUAUCAAAUUUAAAUUUAGAUGCAGAACUAUUUCAGCUAGAAGACCAGGAAUUAGGAGAGGAGGAAAGAAGUUGGGGUGAGGGAUAUUCUGGUAUGCUAUAGUAAAUCAGAUUCCUUAUAUUAAAUCACUGUGAAAGAUAUUCUAAUUUUAAUGUUUUAUUUUAAUUUAGAUUCAGAAUUGAACUCCUGGGAGAGAGAGCAGAGUUCAGAACAUAUACUAGCAACCACUAGUUUCCAGGAGAUUGGAGCUAAGGAUUCUGCUCUAGGACCAUCAUUGUCUUUGUUUAAGAGUCCAUCCUCACUCUCAACUUCAAGUAAGUCCAGUUUACAGGUUCUAUAA